GUCCACACGAGGAUAACAACGUUGACUUGUUGAAUUCCUACAGUAGUAAGUUAAUAAAAAUAUUAAUUUUGUGGUAUAUAUUACGGGGAUAUUAUGAAGAUAAAAGCGACUAGUGUCGAAGAGGCACCACCUAAGAAGAAAUUGAAGACAGGACAAUCUAAUGGGGAAGGAAAAAAGGAGAAGAUUUCCAAGAAUGGAGAAUCUAAAGGAGACAAAGUUUCCAAAAAGGGUUCAGGUGCUCCAAAGUAUGGUAAAACUAAAAACCAAAGUCUACCUACUAAUUUAAAGAAACCCGGAGUAAAAUCGAACUCAACGAAACAACUAAAAGGACAAAAAAAUAACGCAAAACCCGAAAACGUCGAUUGGAUGGAAUUCAAACAGAAGAAAAAAGAGCUUAAACUCAAAAGGAAACAAACCAAAGAAGGUUACGAUGUUAUUACGAGAGCUAAAAAAAUGGGUGAAGACUUACGAAAGAAGAAUUUAAAAGCCGAUGAGAAAACAAAUCUCAUUAACCAACUGCACAAUCUUCUUAAAAGCAAAGGCCACUAUUCCAAGUUCCUUUUAGCCCACGAUACAGCCCGAAUAGUCCAGUGGCUGUUGAAAUACUCAUCGGAGGCCAUUAUUAACGAAAUAUCGAUCGAAAUAAUCCCGUCUACAGUGGACAUGUUGCAAUCGAAGUACGGCAGCCACUGCGUUAAACGUCUCCUCAAAUACGGCUCCACCGAUAUUCGCAGGAAAGUCGUAGAUUCCAUGAUGGGGCACUCUGUUAAACUAGUCUCUCACUCCAUCAGCGCCCCCAUAGUGGAAUACGCCUACUCCACGUGGGCUACCCCUCUUCAAAAGCAGCUCCUUCUCCAGGAGUUUUUCGGCGAGCUCUACACAAACUCCAAAGACAACGAUGUGAAACACAUUUCUGAUGUGUACAAGAACGAUCGAAGUCUCAAAACCGCCACUCUGGGGGCCGCUAAGGCUAACUUAGUCAGGAUAUUGAACAAAUCUUUGCUGGAUUCCGGAUUAGUGCAGACCCUUCUGUGCCAGUUUCUCGGGGAAUGUACCGAGGAGGAUCGCAAGGAGAUGAUCGGGCAAUUGGCCUCUCACAUUGUUGUUAUUAGUAAUAGUAAAGAUGGAGCUAGGGCUGCUAUGCAGUGCAUUUGGCACGGCUCGAAUAAAGAUAGAAAAAUUAUAAUGAAGAAGAUUAAGGAGCAUUUGCUUGAUUUAUGCAAACACGAGCAUGGACAUUGCGUUAUAAUAACCCUGUUGGAUUGUAUAGAUGAUACUGUAUUGUUGCAUAAGAUUGUGUUGUCUGAUAUACUGAAAUUCUCGAAGGAAUUGGCGGUUGACGAUUGGGGGAGAAAGGUUCUAUUGUGGCUGGUUGCCCCGGCAGAUUCGUCCAAAUUCCACCCUUUGUUUAUAAACGAAUUGAUUGCUGGUAGGGAAGCUUCGACUUGCAAAAAAACCCCCGAGAUACGAAGGAAAGAAAUCCUGGAUUAUUCCAUUUCUACAUUAUUUGAUUUAGUUCGAAGCGAUUCGAGUUUCUGGUUAUCGAACGCUUCCUUAGCCAUGGAAUUAGUAGCUAUAAUUAAGAGCGGCGCAGGAGAUGAUUUAGUACAUUCCAGCAUAGUCGAUGUAAUUAUUCAACCUGACUGGAUGACAAAAGAAAAUAAUAAAGAAAUAUCUGGAAUAGAAAAUGCUGGGAUUCACAUGGCUCUGAAAAAAUUGGUCCAAUUCGAUAAGACUAGAUCAGAACGAAAUGAAAGCACUUUUGGAUCGGUUUUGAUAAACAAAUUAGAAGCAGAUACGGUCAAGCAUUGGCUGAGCACGAACAGGGGAUGCUUCUUCCUGGUCGCCUUAUAUGAAAAUGGCUGUGAAACUACCCAAAACAAAAUGAAAACCAAGUUAAAGAAACACGUGCAGGUGUUGAAGAAACAAAGUUCACAAGGCGCCAAAAUUUUGUUGAGCAAAAUUUCGUAAGAAAAAUUUUAAUAUCGAUCGAAAAUUGUUACAAUAAAUUAU
Molecule: messenger RNA, 2013 nt
Organism: Phyllotreta striolata
Lineage: Eukaryota; Metazoa; Arthropoda; Insecta; Coleoptera; Chrysomelidae
Source: the annotation of a GenBank genome assembly